Aricia agestis (brown argus) is the source of this 444-nucleotide messenger RNA. RefSeq lists its product as uncharacterized. The record is from RefSeq and is a predicted model, not a curated record. Bases 71 to 436 code for a protein of 121 amino acids. The transcript has a single exon. Lineage: Eukaryota; Metazoa; Arthropoda; Insecta; Lepidoptera; Lycaenidae.
CAAAAUCAAGGGUAAAGUUUAUAAGUCCGUGGUAAGGCCCACUCUUACCUAUGGUGCGGAAUGUUGGACUAUGAAAAAAGCUCACGAACAACAACUGCACGUGAAUGAGAUGAAGAUGCUCAGAUGGGCGGCUGGUGUAACCCGCAUAGAUAAAGUCCGCAAUGAGUACAUAAGGGGCUCGUUCGGGGUAGCUUCUGUUGUGGAAAAAGUCAAAGAGUCCAGACUGAGAUGGUACGGUCACAUACAAAGAAGAGACGAUGCCUACGCCGUAAAGAAAGUCCUCAAUAUACCAAACGUGUACAAGAGACCAGGAAGACCACCCGCAACCUGGUGGAACAACAUCAAGAGAGAGAUGGACCAGGAAAGCCUAACUACUGAGACAACCCAGAACAGAAAAUUCUGGCGCAAACGUACAGGGAGACCCGACCCCAGAUGAACUGGGAA